GCGAAAGAAUCAAUAAUGCGUGAAAUCGUUCACAUUCAAGCUGGACAGUGCGGAAACCAAAUCGGUUCCAAGUUCUGGGAGGUUAUCUCGGAUGAGCAUGGAAUUCAACCUGACGGUUCUUACCAAGGCGACUCUCCUUUGCAGCUUGAACGUAUGGAUGUCUACUACAAUGAGGCUUAUGGAGGCAAGUAUGUCCCGCGUGCUAUUCUUGUUGACUUAGAGCCGGGGACAAUGGACGCUAUCAAGGCUGGUCCUUAUGGUCGUCUCUUCCGUCCAGACAACUUUGUCUUUGGCCAGAGCGGUGCAGGCAACAAUUGGGCCAAAGGACAUUACACUGAGGGAGCUGAGUUGGUCGACAAUGUUUUGGAUGUUGUUCGGAAAGAGGCUGAGGGUUGUGAUUGUCUUCAAGGCUUUCAAUUGACUCAUUCGCUUGGUGGUGGAACUGGCUCUGGAAUGGGAACUUUGCUCAUUUCAAAGAUUCGUGAGGAGUAUCCGGACCGCAUUAUGUCUUCCUUCUCUGUUGUUCCUUCGCCAAAGGUCUCUGACACGGUUGUGGAGCCUUACAACGCAACUCUUUCGGUACAUCAACUUGUUGAGAAUACUGAUGAGACUUACUGCAUCGACAACGAGGCUCUGUACGAUAUUUGCUUCCGCACGCUUAAACUUCCAAACCCAACAUAUAGCGACUUGAACCAUCUUGUUUCUUAUACAAUGUCGGGAGUUACUACUUGCCUUCGUUUUCCUGGCCAGUUGAAUGCAGACCUUCGCAAGUUGGCUGUCAAUAUGGUGCCUUUUCCUCGACUUCACUUCUUCAUGCCUGGAUUUGCUCCACUCGCAGCUAAAGGUUCUGUUGCUUUCCAAGCUCAAAAUGUUGCGGAAUUGACCAAGCAAAUGUUCGAUGCCAAGAAUAUGAUGGCUGCUUGUAAUCCGUGCCAUGGACGUUAUUUGACUGUUGCUGCCAUCUUCCGUGGUCACAUGUCAAUGCGUGAAGUGGACGAUCAAAUGAUGUCGGUUCAAAACAAGAAUUCGUCUUACUUCGUUGAAUGGAUUCCAAACAACGUUAAGACUGCGGUUUGUGACAUUCCUCCACGUGGUCUGAAAAUGUCGGCGACCUUCAUUGGCAACUCCACCGCCAUCCAGGAACUGUUCAAACGCAUCUCUGAGCAAUUCACGGCCAUGUUCCGUCGCAAGGCCUUCCUUCACUGGUACACUGGCGAAGGUAUGGACGAGAUGGAAUUCACGGAAGCCGAGUCCAACAUGAACGACUUGAUUUCUGAGUACCAGCAAUAUCAAGAUGCAACUGUUGACGACGAGCUUGAAUAUGAUGCUGAAGUUACCUCUCAAGUUGUUGAACAGGAAUAA
Molecule: messenger RNA, 1362 nt
Organism: Meloidogyne enterolobii
Lineage: Eukaryota; Metazoa; Nematoda; Chromadorea; Rhabditida; Meloidogynidae
Source: the annotation of a GenBank genome assembly